Messenger RNA from Exserohilum turcica Et28A, 1191 nucleotides. RefSeq lists its product as uncharacterized. The record is from RefSeq and is a predicted model, not a curated record. Gene Ontology annotation, molecular function: metal ion binding; agmatinase activity. The coding region runs from base 1 to 1191 and encodes 396 amino acids. The transcript is spliced from 8 exons. NCBI's taxonomy places the organism in Eukaryota, Fungi, Ascomycota, Dothideomycetes, Pleosporales, Pleosporaceae.
AUGAGGUUCACCCCAGCGCUUCUGAGCUUCGCCGCCGCCGUGGCUGCACAUGGCGACCAUGACCACGACCAAGAGCCAUUGGCCGGCCCCCACGAGGGUCUCUGGUACAACACGCUUCCUGGAGACGGUGGCAAGCAAGCCGACUCGGUGUUCUCGGGCAUCUCGACAUUCGGCCGCCUCAAGUACCACCCUUGUCUGUCCAGCGACGUCAACUACGACAUUGCGUUUAUUGGCGCCCCCUUUGACACGGGCACUUCGUACCGUCCCGGCGCGCGCUUCGGCCCCAGCGGCAUCAGACAAGGUUCUCGCCGCCUCAAUCUCUACGGCGGAUACAACGUGCCUCUCGAGGCCAACCCGUUUAACUCGUGGGCCAAGAUUAUCGACUGCGGUGACAUUCCCGUGACUUCAUACGACAAUGCGUAUGCGCUGCAGCAAAUCGAGCAAGGCCACAACCUGCUGCUGAGCCGCGCACCCUUUACCCACGCGCACAAGCCCGGGCCCUCGAAGAAGGGGAAAACACUGCCGCGCAUGAUCACGCUGGGAGGCGACCACACAAUCACACUUCCGCUGCUGCGCUCCGUGCACCGCGAGUACGGUCCUAUUACCGUGAUCCAUUUCGACAGCCACUUAGACACAUGGCGCCCCAAGGUCUUUGGCGGCGCCCCCAGCGACCAAGCCAGCAUAAAUCACGGCACGUACUUCUUCCACGCCGCGCAGGAGGGGCUCCUCGCAAACGACACGAGCAUCCACGCGGGCAUCCGCACCACGCUAUCGGGUCCCUCGGACUACGACAACGACGGCUACUGCGGCUUCCAGAUUGUCGAGGCCCGUGAAAUCGACACCAUUGGCAUGGACGGUAUCAUCAAGAAGAUCAAGGAGCGCGUCGGCCUUGUCAACCCUGUUUAUUUGAGUAUCGAUAUUGAUACCUUGGAUCCGGCUUUUGCCCCCGCGACCGGCACCCCCGAAACGGGCGGGUGGACGACGCGCGAGCUGCGGACGAUUAUCCGGGGCCUCGAAGGCAUCAAUCUGAUUGGUGCGGACAUCGUUGAAGUCGCGCCUGCGUACGACACGAAUGCCGAGUUGACGACCAUGGCGGCCGCGGACACGCUUUAUGAAGUCAUGACUUUGAUGGUGAAGAGGGGCCCGCUGAGUUAUAUGGGUGCGCCGCAGAAGGAGAAUGAAGAGUUGUAG